Messenger RNA from Octopus sinensis (East Asian common octopus), 2596 nucleotides. Its product is annotated as Golgi SNAP receptor complex member 1. Gene Ontology annotation, molecular function: SNAP receptor activity. Bases 329 to 1111 code for a protein of 260 amino acids. Gene Ontology annotation, cellular component: Golgi medial cisterna; SNARE complex; cis-Golgi network. The transcript has 10 exons. Gene Ontology annotation, biological process: vesicle fusion; endoplasmic reticulum to Golgi vesicle-mediated transport. The record is from RefSeq and is a predicted model, not a curated record. NCBI's taxonomy places the organism in Eukaryota, Metazoa, Mollusca, Cephalopoda, Octopoda, Octopodidae.
CGUCACCGCCUUCCAGCUGGCUCGUCUUGUACACGUCAUUACGUUAGAAAGCGAGAACGAUCAGUAAAUCCUCCGAAAAUUAAUUAAAAGUUUAAAAUGUCACCAUUUCCUGCUAUUUACCUAUCUACACACACUAAAUCAUAACAGUUAAACUGAAAUAAACUAAAAUAAAAUAAAAAAGACCCCCGUUGCAAUAGUUUGUUAAAGCUGGCUUCCCAUGAUGCUCAGCUACCAGGCGUAAUGGCUGAGAUGGGAAAUCGCUGGGAAGACUGUUCCAUUUUGAAGUAGUCUUUGGUAAAAAUCUAGGCUGGCUUCAACUGUGAUUGGGAUGGAUGGGAACAAAGACACAGUGGAGAUUUGUGAGGCGGGUCUCUCUGAUCUGAGGCGGCAGGCCCGUCAAUUAGAAAAUGAGAUUGACCUCAAGUUGGUUUCCUUCAGUAAACUUGGUACCAGUUACACAAGCCAGAGGGAGUUUGUUGGUGCUCACCAACCAGGAAACCAGACCAGCAGCAGCAGCGACACAGUCCCUUUGCUCAACAAGACCAACAGUGACCACAUGUUUGAGACAAUGACCAUGGAACUAGAGCAGUUAAUGGCAAAGCUGACUGAAGUGAAUGACCUGUUGGCAGAAUAUACCCAGAAUUUCAGUUUGAGCUCCCCGAGUGCCACCUUGCUGCACACCCUACAGAGACAUAGGGACAUUCUUCAGAAUUACUCUCGGGAAUUCCAGAAGACCAAAGCCAAUAUAACGGCUCUGAAGGAGAGAGACGACCUCUUGGGGUCAGUUCAUCGAGAUAUCAAUGCCUACAAAAACUCGUCAGGCCUCAACAGAAGAACAGAUCUUUAUUUAAAAGAACACGAACACAUCCGAAAUUCAGAAAGAUUGGUGGAUGAACAGAUUAGCGUUGCUAUGGCAACCAAAGAAAACUUGUACGUGCAGAAAAAUAUGCUGAUGUCCAUAACACAGACAAUGAACUCGUUUGCAAAUCGGUUCCCCGCCAUCAACAGCCUUAUGCAACGAGUCAACAUUCGCAAACGACGCGACUCCAUUAUCCUGGCGUCUGUGAUAUCCGGUUGUAUCAUACUAAUGAUUCUCUAUGCGCUUCAUUAGAGCAUCUUACCUGCUCCAGUCUGGUCUGGUGGACUCGCUAAACUAGCUGCUGGUCAAUAUCUGUGACCAAUACAAAUAUAUCUAUGAACACACAUUGCCUGGACAAUGUCGCCUGUCUUCUGUUAUUUAUUGUCCACUGUCCUGUCCAUACCAGCGACAUGUUAUUCCGAGUCAGCUGUAUUCAGCCCCGCCCAUUGACCUGAAGGUACCCAGAUGAAUGUCGAAAGGAUCUUUGGGUCCUCCAGACCAGGGAUGUUGAAUUGCAGCAAUACAAAGACUGUGGAAGAACCAUUAUGAGGCUGUCCGCAGGACAUGUUAACAUCUGCUUUAGACCACUGUCCAAGAGGGAGACCAUGCUGCGAUUACCAGGACAAACUCUCUGACCUCAACAGAAAAAGAAACAGCGGCUGUGAAGUGGGAAAUAUUUUUGUAAAUAACUGUUUUGCUUUUUUUUUAAUCUUCAGAUGCCAGUGGAAUAUGGUGUCUUUGUUAAAACAGAAUUCAAUGUAUUAUGGGAUGAUAUAAAGGUUUUUAUUUCAUGUGGGGAAAAUCUUUUGGAUUUAUCUUCUUUUUUCUGUUUUUUUUAUGUCUUUUUUUAAUGGUGGGAGUUGAUGUUUAUUGAAGAACAUCAAGAUGGUGAAAGUGUUCAAAGCCUGCAAUAAAGCCCAACAACAGUCUUUCUGUAAGGUAAUGGUCAUUGAAAUAAGAUUAUUACAAAAGCUCUAUAUUAACCUGUGUUAUUCUUUAAGGAUCUCUCCUGUGUCCAGUUUCAUCAGUGCUACAACAGGUUUUCUUCAACCUUCCAAACCUUCACAUCAGAUAAACUUGUCUAUCUCUGCAACCAGACUCCCUUAUAAAUCUAGUCGCCCUUCCUCAAGGGUUUCACCAUUAACCUUUCAUUCUCCUACAACAAAACUUUCUACUCAGAGUUUGAAAACUUCUUUCUCUUAUCCAUUUAAUAAAUUAUUCAACAACUUUUAAUUUGACAUUUCAACUGGCCACAUCUGGCUGAAAUAAUCAACUUGUUUUAUCUUCAAACUGGCCACAUCCAGCCUCUUGUGCUUUCCUUAUAAAAAUAAACAAUCAUGUCAUUGAAAUCUCAAAGCUACAAAACAAUGCAGGAUUAAUUCUUAUCAAUGGGAAUAAAUAAGGAUUUCAUUGGAUGGAAUAAAUCUGAAUGAUAAAGGGUUAAAAAAAAAACAUUCUGUUUAUUUAAAAAAAGAAAAAAAUAUUUGUGUUUGAGAAAAUAGGAUUCCACUUUUAAUUUUCUGGAGGUAAAUAAAGGACCAGCAACAUGGGUGGGGGUUGUUAUCUCAAAUCUUAGAAAGGAGUCAAGAUUUGAUUAAAAAACAAAAAAAAUGUGUUCAAUUCUCAGUAAAUUCAGUGAAGUCAACAAUUGAAUAAACUGUUUGAAAAUGUUUGAAUUUAAAGAUCUAGCCAACCCAAACUGGCAUUAGAAGACAUGAAUAAAAUAGUGAAAUUGUU